AGCCCUCUCCUCUGCUACAACAGAGCACUGCGGACUCGCAGCAAGACUUCCAUGGCUCUUGAGUAGCUCAGGCCGUUUGAAGGCAUGCAAAAAAGAAGACAUAACUCCUAAAUAUCAGGCGUGAUGGCAUCUUACCACGGCUUAGAGGAUGACGCCAUGGCUUUGAUGGCGCACGACGGCGAGCCGGUGAAGGCCGAGAGCUUCACCAAAGACGAGCAGACAACGCAGGAGGAGCAGGGCGCCGGGGGCAAGACGGACCCGUCCCAGAAACCUCCGUACUCGUACGUGGCCCUCAUCGCCAUGGCCAUCCGCGAGAGCUCGGAGAAGCGGCUCACGCUGAGCGGCAUCUACCAGUACAUCAUCAACAAGUUCCCUUUCUACGAGAAGAACAAGAAGGGCUGGCAAAACAGCAUCCGCCACAACCUGAGCCUCAACGAGUGCUUCAUCAAGGUGCCGCGCGAGGGCGGAGGCGAGCGCAAGGGUAACUACUGGACGCUGGACCCGGCCUGCGAGGACAUGUUCGAGAAAGGGAACUACAGGCGGCGGCGGCGGAUGAAGCGGCCCUUCAGGCCGCCCACGGCCUCGCACUUUCAGCCGGGCAAGGCCCUGUUCGGUGCUGACGGCUACGGCUACCUGCCCGCGCCUAAGUACAUCCAGACGGGCUUCAUGAACGGCACCUGGUCGCUCGGGCAGCCGCAGCCUCCGCCGCCGCCUCCUCCGCCGCCGCCGCACGUGACCUACGCGCCUUGCCAGAUGGGCAACGGCGGGGCCGGAGGAGCCGGAGGAGGCGGCGGAGGAGGAGGUGAUGGAGGUGGAGGAGGAGGCGCGAGCGUGAGCCCCCUGGCUGUCAAAGGCCUCACGGCUCCGGCCUACAGCCCGUACUCCCGCAUGCAGGCCGUGGGGCUGCCCAACGUCAUGAACUCGUACAACGGCAUGAGCCACCACCACCACCACCAUCCUCAUCACCACCCGCACCACCCUCAUCAUCCUCAGCACCAGCCCGCCGAGCUCUACUCGUACUGGGAGCACGAGGCCAAGCACUCGGCGUUGCACGCGCGGAUUGACAUUUGAGGGAGGGAAAGAGAGAGAAAGAUUGACCAAAGCGGAGCGGUGCUCAGUUACUCUUCAACGCCUCCGGGUCGAAUUCGGUUUCUGGUUGU
Messenger RNA from Colossoma macropomum (tambaqui), 1160 nucleotides. RefSeq names its product forkhead box L2b (gene foxl2b). The record is from RefSeq and is a predicted model, not a curated record. The transcript has 2 exons. Gene Ontology annotation, biological process: anatomical structure morphogenesis; cell differentiation; regulation of transcription by RNA polymerase II. Gene Ontology annotation, molecular function: RNA polymerase II cis-regulatory region sequence-specific DNA binding; DNA-binding transcription factor activity, RNA polymerase II-specific. Lineage: Eukaryota; Metazoa; Chordata; Actinopteri; Characiformes; Serrasalmidae. Bases 124 to 1071 code for a protein of 315 amino acids.